AUGGCCUCGCUCGGACCCAUUGACGACAAGUCGCCCUCAGUCUCCAAGAAUAACGAACUGGAGGACCAUGAAUACCCGCUGGAGGACGGCAGCAAAUGCAAGAUUGGUCGUCCGAGAGGCUCCGCCGAUGCCGAGAAGAAAGCGAAGGAGAAGGCCGAAGCCGAAAGAAUCGAGGCUGAAAAGAACGGCCUGCUCAUGAGCCAUGGCCCAGAACUCCAUUAUGACCUCGGCUCUGAGACAUGGCGCCCUGGCGAACACGGCACUCCAUCCGACGACUGCCAGCGCCAGACUGGAAUCACGUGGCACCAAAUCUACAAAUCAGAGUGGGUGGACAACUUUUACACGUUCGAAUUCAAGACCGGUCAGACCUAUGAUUACUACUUCAAGGAUGCGACUGGUAGAUUUCCCGAGUGCAAUGUCUGGAUCGCAGGCACUCACACGAUUGAUUGGACCUCGACGGAUGGCAUUUGCUCAUCAUUUGGGAGAACCGGAACACCUUCGCCUUCGCCGUCUCCGGUCCCGCUCCACCACGACUGCGAAGAGUCCACGACGCCAUGCGCUUCAUACCCCGGCAACAAGCUGGAAGCGUCGCCGGGUUUCGACUCCUCCGGACUGGUCCAUCGCCACCAAGUCACCUUACAAGUGGACGGCAUGGAAACUUCGUAUGUCUCUCCCGCCGCAAAGGCUGAAGUCGUGGUCCAGAACCGAACAUCGAAGCUUGCGGACGUCAACUCCUUGUGGCUGCCAAACGGAAUCUCGAUUACUUUCGGCUUUUCGGGCUCCAGAAUCAGAAAAUGCGAUGGAUCUGCGGGUCGAGAUGUUCCAGAUCCUCGGUUCACGUUCACUGUACUGCGGGGCAGUGGCUGUUUGUCCGAAGGGCUCGUUGAUGAUGUGCGCGAGAAGUUUAAGCCGCCUUGA
Zymoseptoria tritici IPO323 is the source of this 918-nucleotide messenger RNA. RefSeq lists its product as uncharacterized. The transcript has 2 exons. Bases 1 to 918 code for a protein of 305 amino acids. NCBI's taxonomy places the organism in Eukaryota, Fungi, Ascomycota, Dothideomycetes, Mycosphaerellales, Mycosphaerellaceae. The record is from RefSeq and is a predicted model, not a curated record.